CAAUUUUUCGUCCACACAUGCACCAGUACUUGGGGAAUCCGGUUUAGAGACGGCGACAUAAUCUAGACUACACCUAGAACUAGAACUACGGAAAAAAUACUUCAUGUUCUAGAAUAGCCUACUCUAUCCAAGCUUAUCCUAGUACGGCACAGAGCACGCCUCUCAAAAAUAGCUGUGACAACAGCUGCGGUGCAUUCUGUGGUCAGUGGUACGCUAAAGCAUCCGCUGCGGGGGAGCUUUGCAUGCAUACCUCCAUAGAGCAACGACCUGCCACUAUACAUCGACCUGUUACUGCAUUGUAGGGAUUGUCCAAGCCAUCUGUCUUGGUUAAAAACAUCGAUUCGGGCAAUUCCAAGAGGCCGGCCUCCGUGCACUUUUACGCACAAUGAGCGCAAACGAAUCUGGGAAAGGGAAGGGCGUCCCCCUGAGACCAGCGAACCCAGCAGCAGUCGAUGCCAUCACGAAUGGGACAAAAGCAGACAAUGUCCCCCAAAAUGAAUCUGCCUCGUUCGGGCCAGACUCAUUGCCGGAGAACUGCGUUGAGUACAUGAUCUUUCUUAUAGAUCAGCAACUAGAGCCAAACAAUGUUUUGUCAAGUUUAGAAGCUGUCAAAAAGGCGGGCGUUCAACUCAUGGAAAGUCUCGCCAAGGAUUACAUCUGGCAACGCGACGGCUUCAGCUUGGAGAUCAAAAGCCAUGCGGGGCUGCUACAUCUUCACGGUGUCACGGAUCACGGCGACUCGGUGGAGGAUGAAUGGCUCAUAGUCUAUGUGCUCCGUGAACUUACCAAGUCCUUCAACAACAUAUGGAUUCGUGUCUUCGACAGCGAUGGCGAGUUUCUGCUGGUCGAGGCGGCAAACGUUGCACCCAAAUGGCUCAACCCCGAGAUGGACGGCAACCGAGUCUGGAUCCACCAGGGGAAGCUGAUGCUUGUUCCGCUGGCAGCAGGAGAUAACGGGGCCAGCAAGUCCAUCUCGCUCCCGGAUGCCGUUGCCUUCAUCAAAUCUCAAGAAUCCUCGCUGGUGCACUCCUCCUUCGUCGAAUCCGAGGCAUUCUACCGGCUGGAAAAGUACCCCCGACAGAUCACCGACUCGAUCCACUGUUCGCUCGUCACCAUCCCCAGGAAAUUAGCAUACGUGAUACACGACAGGCCCAAGGCCAUCGCGCCGGCAGUCGAGGCCUUCUACCUGCGGGACCCCAAGGCGCUGAAGCCGCUCCUGACUGACCCGCCGUCCCGCGAGCUGGAAUUCCCGCCCGUCGAUCUCGUCACCGUCAGCGUACGGUUCACCAAGGUACUGUUCGCCCAGCUCCGGUCGCAGCGGUUCGAGCCGCCACCGCCAGCCUGGGCCGAGCUCCUCCCGCCACUACCAUCCGAGUCCGACGUGGGGGCUGAACCACACUCGGCGCGCGCACAGCUCGAGAUGGGCAUGAAAGUUACCACUGGGUUUGAGCUACUGGCUGCCGGCGCGGAGAAGAGCCGAAGCCGGGUUGCCCGCGAGGUGGCAAUCGUCCUGGACGAUCUGAGGGAGGAUGGCGCUGAUGCGCUGCCCAGUGACGCUGAUAUCCGCGCCUGGAAGGACGUCGACAGGGACGACGACGAGUCUUGGCUGGAUAUCAACUACGACGACUUCGAUCGGGAGCUGGACGGGAAAAAGCGGGCUGGCGCCGCGGGGGACUCGGGCAAACGGGAUGCGGGCUUCGGCGCCACCAACGCCCAGGCAGAUCUGCGCAAGAUAGUAGAGCGGUUCGAGGCAUUCCUCAACGACGACGACGCCGGCAUCGAUGGCGCCGAGGUGGAUGACAUGGACAUGGAUGAUGAUGAGGAUGACGACUCUGACGAAGACAGCGAUGGAGAAGACAAAGAAGUGAGCUUUGACGAGGAAGAGUUUGCUCGCAUGAUGAGGGAGAUGAUGGGUCUGCCCGCGACGGAUAGGACAGGCAAGUGUCCUGCCAGGCCAGCCGCUCCGCCCAAGGGCUCUGCGGCAGCGGGAGAGGAUGAACAGGAAAUCAAGGCCAUUCAGGAGCUAGCGGCUCAAAUGGAAGCAGAACUGAAUGUACACGGCGCACUGAAGCUUGAUCCAACACCCAAGAAGCUCGCCGCCCUCAAGGGAAAGGCACCAGCAAGAGGAGCAUCGUCAAGCAGUAAGAUGCCUGUGGAGAAUCUUGACAGUGAUGACGACGAUGAGGACGACGAGGAUGGCGAGGACGGCGAGCUCAACAUAGACUAUAACCUUGCCAAGAAUUUGCUAGAGAGCUUCAAGAGCCAAGGUGGUAUGGCAGGGCCAGCAGGUAACAUGUUGGGCAUGAUGGGUAUGGGUUUGCCGCGCGACGAAGACGACGGCAGAGACGGAAAGUAAUAUGCGCCUCGGCAGGUCUGACGAUUGGAAGCCGAUAAUUUUCGUUAGAUCGAUGGCGCGAAACGGCAUGCCCUACUCCCCUGGCUGCCGACGGCUCGAGGUACAGAAACAAGUUUAAACAUAUAACGGGAUGCGCUGCCUUCCUCAAUAUAGUGAGUUUGUUACCA
This is a messenger RNA of Pyricularia oryzae 70-15, 2523 nucleotides long. RefSeq lists its product as uncharacterized. Gene Ontology annotation, cellular component: nucleus. Lineage: Eukaryota; Fungi; Ascomycota; Sordariomycetes; Magnaporthales; Pyriculariaceae. The record is from RefSeq and is a predicted model, not a curated record. Bases 386 to 2356 code for a protein of 656 amino acids. The transcript has 2 exons.